GUCAGAAUGAGACCUAACCAACCUAACCUCUCUAGAGUUUUGUUUUUAUUAGUGAUUGUUAUCGGGAUUGUUAGAGAUAUUAACGUAAAAUUCAGUGAAAUAAUAAUGUUUUUAUGAAUUUUGUGAAUUAAAUUGUACCUAAAAUGGGUCUUCUAACAGACCCCCGUAGUGGACAGGGCAAACUAACAAAACUACUGAUCAGAUUUUAUAAGAAGUUCUGUGUCCUUUUGUAUGUGGGAGGAAUUUUUUGGUUUUGUGCAUUAGCUUCGCCUUCCCUUAAUGCUAACACGUAUUUCUCUGAAAAUGCCUUACUCCCCGGCUUAGUUAAAUCCAUGUUCCAAGAAGACAAAGCAGCUAUGAGAUAUUACGAAGAGUUAGUCGAUGAAACAGACAAGUAUGAUAAUUCCAUUCCUUAUCCGUGGCUCUUGGCAAAGUUUUCUCAAAUUGGUUUAGAUGCUUAUACGCAUAAUUUUACUUUAAAGUCUCCUCUGAACCCAAAAGAGAAAUACGUAGGAAAAAAUGUUUAUGGUAUAUUGAGAGCCCCAAGAGCUUCGAGUACUGAAGCAUUGGUUUUAAGUGUACCUUAUAGACCACCAUCCAGUAUAUAUCCACCAACUCUACCAUCUAUUGCUAUAGCCUUAGCUUUUGCCAAAUUUGCAGUUAGAGGGAAGUAUUGGGCCAAAGACAUAAUAUUUCUUGUUACUGAUCAUGAACAGUUGGGUGUACAAGCCUGGUUAGAGGCUUACUAUGGGGUAACUUGUGGCAACGAAGGAACUUUAAUACAUGGCGAUUUAAAAGGCCGGGCUGGUGCUAUUCAAGCCGCCAUAAAUUUGGAACUACAUAGUACCAAAAUUGGAAAUAUUGACAUUAAAAUCGAAAGUCUGAAUGGUCAGUUGCCUAACUUGGACCUAGUCAAUUUAGCCAGUAAAAUAUGUGCCAAAGAGGGUGUUUAUUAUACUUUUAAAGGGAAGGGGAUAAAGUACAUUCGUAAUAUGUACAAAGAGUGGAAAUAUUAUUUUAAGAAUAUGCUGUCAAUGAUUAGCACUCAGUCGACUGGGAUUCCAAAUGGUAACCACGGCCUGUUCUUACGUUUUGGCAUACAAGCCUUAACCUUGGAAGGAUUUGAACAGUCAAAAAAUGGAGCUAGAGUUGGAUUCUUGACUAUCGGCAGAGUAAUUGAAGGGAUAUUUCGGAGCAUGAAUAAUCUACUGGAAAGAUUUCAUCAGAGUUUCUUCUUUUAUCUGUUACCGUCGCCGGAUAGAUAUAUUUCUAUAGGAUUGUACAUGCCUGCAAUAUGUCUUAUUGCGGCCGCUUUGAUAAUAAAAGCUUGUGCAAAAUGGUGUCAGUUACAUGAAACUAAUCAGAAAGAAACUCAGCAGUCGGAAGCUGUAGGUACCAUAGUGGGCAAUACAGUCCCAAACAUAAACUACCUAGGAGUCAUAAUAUUAAGUGUAACUAUGCAUUUAACUGGAGCUUUUCUAACUGCUUUGCCUGAGCUGGUUAUACCACUAGCCAGCAAUUUUGAGGUUAACGUAAGCCAUACAGUGGUACUUUGUUUAUUGGGAGUUAUUUUGAGUACGUUAUUUAUACCGUUUGUAUUGGGACGUUUGAGAAGAUGCUCUGCGAGCAUGGACUUCUUGUGCAUCAUUUCCUUGUUGGAGUUGGGAACAGCAUUAAUAUGUCUAGCUAUGAAUAAUUUCUCGUUAGGGAUAAUUUGUGGAAUACUCAGUGUCCCGUUUGCUCUCUUAAUCCGGCCUACCACUUGCAAGUAUUACAGUGCUAUCCAAAAAUUAUUUUGGUUAAUUGUCCAUCCGGCAACUAUUCUUUUUAUCGUCGUUCUCGUUAACACUAAAUUGAUGUUCAAGCAGGAGGAUGCAAAAGAGGUGCUGUUCAGAGCCGUCGAUGCUACCGAGCAAUCGAUUCUAUACAGUAUUACAGAUUCUAUGAUUUAUGGCAACUGGUUAUACACCGUAGUAACCUCAAUCUUUAUUUCUAAUUGGUUGUGUUUCUGGUGUGUAGCGUGUAGCAGUAUACCAAAGCCUGUAGUGUCCAGUGAGAAGAAGAAUGAUUAGUUUGUAAUACUUUUUAAGAUUUAUAAAUAUAUGUUUUCUUUCUUUA
Molecule: messenger RNA, 2118 nt
Organism: Sitophilus oryzae (rice weevil)
Lineage: Eukaryota; Metazoa; Arthropoda; Insecta; Coleoptera; Curculionidae
Gene: GAA1
Product: glycosylphosphatidylinositol anchor attachment 1 protein
Exons: 8
Coding region: 144-2072 (642 amino acids)
Biological process (GO): attachment of GPI anchor to protein
Cellular component (GO): GPI-anchor transamidase complex; membrane
Source: RefSeq, a predicted model, not a curated record